This is a messenger RNA of Salvia miltiorrhiza (redroot sage), 1493 nucleotides long. RefSeq names its product DAR GTPase 3, chloroplastic. The record is from RefSeq and is a predicted model, not a curated record. NCBI's taxonomy places the organism in Eukaryota, Viridiplantae, Streptophyta, Magnoliopsida, Lamiales, Lamiaceae. Gene Ontology annotation, molecular function: GTP binding; GTPase activity. Gene Ontology annotation, cellular component: mitochondrion. The coding region runs from base 194 to 1306 and encodes 370 amino acids. The transcript is spliced from 9 exons.
AUCUUUUAGUUAGCUAGCUCUACUCAGAACAUGGGUUUGCAAGUUCCAAUAAGUGAUAGAGUCGAGCAAAAUCGUUACAUUUCAGGUGCGGUCCUAUUCCUAUUCUUUGAAUCGAGCUGACACGUUUCUUCCCCACAGUCGAGGAUAGCAAAAGCGACUUUUCUAAAAAUUAUCCUUUCCCAGAUAAUCAUCGAUGGCCGCUCAGCUCUCCGGCGUCUGGCUUAACAGCUCCGCCGCCUUGCUCACCGGGGAGUUACUCCACCGCCGGUGCAGCCGUUCUCCGUUAGCGGCGGUCUCUGCCGUUCAUCCUUCCACUUCUUCGCCCAUUAUCCAGAUUGUUGGUGGAAGAAAUUUGGGAUGGAAUGGGAUGGAGAGCUCAAAGCUCAGUAGCACUUUGGAUGAUGAUCCUGAAGAAUUUGACUGGGCAGAAUUAGAACGAGACCUUUAUCACUGGACAAAAGUGUUACGUCCAGUUCAGUGGUAUCCUGGUCACAUUGCAAAAACAGAAAAAGAACUCAAGGGCCAGCUGAAAUUGAUGGAUGUUGUGAUCGAAGUUCGAGAUGCUAGAAUUCCGAUUUCCACCAGCCAUCCACAGAUGGAUUCAUGGUUGGGGAAUAGGAAGAGGAUUGUUGUUUUGAAUCGAGAAGACAUGAUCUCUAAAGCCGACCGAGAUGCUUGGGCUAGUUACUAUGCCAGGCAGGGGACUAAAGUCGUCUUCUCAAAUGGACAGUUUGGAGCGGGUACCUUGAAGCUGACUAGGUUAGCGAAGGAAUUGGCAGUUGGUGUUAACAUCAAACGCAAAUCUAGAGGACUGCUUCCUCGUCCUGUUCGUGCUGGAAUAGUUGGCUAUCCAAAUGUUGGUAAAUCAUCUCUGAUAAACCGGUUGCUCAAGCGUCGGAUGUGUCCUGCAGCCCCAAGACCAGGUGUUACAAGAGAGCUCAAGUGGGUUCGGUUUGGGAAAGAUUUGGAAUUGCUGGAUUCUCCUGGCAUUAUCCCAAUGAGGAUCGAUGAUCAAUCAGCUGCGGUUAAACUUGCCAUAUGUGAUGACAUUGGAGAGAGAUCUUAUGAUAUUUCUGAAGUUGCAGCCAUCCUUAUACAAACUUUGUCUCGGCUUCCUGAAGUGGGAAACAAAGCUCUUCAAGGCCGCUAUAAAGUGGAGACAGAUGGUCGAGCUGGUAGAAUUUUUGUUCAGAAGCUGGCUCUUCGACUGUUCAAUGGGGACACUAAUCAAGCAGCAUUCCGUGUUUUGUCGGAUUUCCGAAAAGGAAAAUUUGGUUGGGUAGCUUUGGAGAGGCCUCCGAGGUAGGAUGGGGCUUAUUUGUCCAUGUUUUGCCUUUGAUCACAUAUUUUGUAUGUUGAAGAAGGUCCAACGUGGGAGAGGGACAAUUUGGACUAGUUUAGUUCAGGAGAUUAUUUUCAUGUAGAAGUUUGUGUAUAUAUAACAUAUUUAUAGUUUAUGCUAAAGUUUAAUGGAAAUUUCAUUUCAGGGUGUA